AUGGCUCUCUCGUCCCGACAGGAUUUUGUGACGUCUCGUCAACACACAAUCUCCUACGUCCAUGUCGCACCGACCCACGCGCUACCGACUCUCCUCUUUCUGCACGGCUUCCCUUCGCAUAUCCCUGAUUGGAAGCAUCAAAUCCAGCAUUUUGCGUCGCUCGGCUACGGGAUCCUUGCGGUGGACUUGUUGGGGUAUGGUAGCAGCAGCAAGCCGACCGACGUGGACAGCUACCGCCUCCGGCCCAUGGGUGAUGGAAUCGUUGAGCUCCUCGACCACCUCGAAUUGACGCAGGUUGUUGGCGUCGGCCACGAUGUAGGGUCGACUUUGCUUUCGCGCAUGGCCGCAUACCAUCCCGAGAGAUGGACGGCACUCGUCUUCCUCGCCGUCGGCCCGCCCAAGCUCGGCACGCCAUUCAACGUCGACGCCAUCAACACCAUGACGAAGCAGGCGAUGGGUUUUGAGCUCCUCGGGUACAUCCCAUGGCUCGGCGGUGCUGACACCGAUGCCCAAGCGACGCUGGAGGAGAACCCUCGCGCGGCCAUGAGCCUCAUGUUCGCCGCCGACAAGGCGUCCUGGGUCGAGUGGUUCCACCCUCUACAUCGGAUGGAGCAAUUCGUCACCAAAGACAAACGGGUGCCCAUCGGGGAAUGGUACACCGAGGACCUCCAACGGCUCCAUCUCGCGGCGUUUGGCCAAGGAGGCGGCUACACGGGCGCAACGCGGUGGUACCGCAUGUGGCUCGAGAACCGAUUCGCGCCCGAGGAAGUUGGGUACGAGGAUGCAAAGAUUGCGCAGCCGGUGCUGUUUGUGGUACCCAGGGAGCCUGAGACCGGCGCAGACCAGCAGACGCAGAUGCUGGCCGCCUGGGCAGCGGAUUUGACGGUCGUCAAGGUGGACUCGGGGCAUUGGGUGCACUUGGAGCGGCCCGAGGAGACGAACGAGGCGAUUGAGCACUUCUUGACGAAGCUGUGA
Purpureocillium lilacinum is the source of this 975-nucleotide messenger RNA. RefSeq lists its product as uncharacterized. The record is from RefSeq and is a predicted model, not a curated record. NCBI's taxonomy places the organism in Eukaryota, Fungi, Ascomycota, Sordariomycetes, Hypocreales, Ophiocordycipitaceae. Gene Ontology annotation, molecular function: hydrolase activity.